GACCUGAAAUAUGACAAAAUAGCACAACCCGGCGUAAAAUAGGCCAAAAACACACGACUAUGCCCCUCAAACGGAUAAGAACUAGGAGCGCAAAUAUGUGCAAUUACAUCGUUAUCACGGGCCCGAGCACGGGAGGAGGCGCGACGACUGGGCCACCCACAGCGUCAAUUCGAGCAGGGCCGAGGGCACCGCCCAAGGGAUUUACUCGGAUGUCCCCUGCAGAGAUCGAGCAUAAGAGGCGGGAAGGGAAGUGCUUUAAUUGUGACGAGAGGUUCACUUUUGGCCACAAGUGCGGGAAGCCUGAUCUAAUGUUCCUGGUGGGUCGCUGGGAAGAUGAGGGCGAAGAGGAAGCCGCCGAGGGUCACAUGCUGGCGCAGGAAGAUCUUCAACCUUGAGGACAAGGUUGUUCUCAAGGAGGUGGGGAUGUUAGAAACAUAAUUAUUUGUUAUUUUGUCGGUUUCAGAUUAUUUAUCAUUGUUUUGCGAAUUAGUACUAUUUGGGGAAUUUGGGAAAUACGAAUUAGUGAGGUAGUAGAAAGUAAUUAGAAGGAAUAUAUAUUCUGUAAUACG
Messenger RNA from Linum trigynum, 569 nucleotides. Lineage: Eukaryota; Viridiplantae; Streptophyta; Magnoliopsida; Malpighiales; Linaceae. The record is from the annotation of a GenBank genome assembly.